Molecule: messenger RNA, 723 nt
Organism: Arabis nemorensis
Lineage: Eukaryota; Viridiplantae; Streptophyta; Magnoliopsida; Brassicales; Brassicaceae
Source: the annotation of a GenBank genome assembly
AUGGAUGAAUCUCUUUGGUCUCGUUAUGGAGAUAAAUAUGAUAUCGCCCUCUAUGGUAGGCUUGGACUCCAGUGCUACAAUCUUCAAAACGGAACAAACUACAAGUAUGUGCGCUGGCAUAAGUUUAGCUCUGCGUUCAUUAAAGACACCUACGAGUACAUAACUUUGGAGGCUAUGGAUCCUGCCCGCAACUCGGUCUUCCUUUUUCAGACAUUGUUCAGCGAGCUUAUACCUACAAACGGCAUCUAUCAUAAGUGGAGGAUCUUAGCCUCCAGAAUCGAAUGUGACAAGGCUGUGGAUAGUAAAUUUGACGAGGAUACAUCAAUAGAUGGUUUCUACAAAAGUGGAAUGCUCAAAUGGUUGUCUGAUGAGGCCUUGGCCGGUGACAACAAAAAGUAUUACGUGGUGCAAGAAUCAGAGUUGCGUGAGAAUGACUGGCUGCAGCUACUCAUGGAAAUUGGAUUCUUCUCGAAAGCUAAGUGUGAUGUGGAAGCUACCCCACCUUUGGAGAUCAAGAAGGUAGUCAUAGAAACUAAAGAAGAAUACAUAACAGAGGCGCGUGAGAAGCUCAAGGCAAAGGAUGCAAUCUUCUACAUACGUUACAAGUAUAAUGGUGAACCUUCAUCAUCAGUUUGGGCGGGUGAUCACAAGGCGAUAAUAAGGAAAACCAUGGAUGGUAAACCAGGGCACAUGGGUCUUGAAGUUGCAGAUGACGAAGAAUAA